This is a messenger RNA of Grus americana (Whooping crane), 2759 nucleotides long. It is a transcript of the gene SLC25A22, whose product is annotated as solute carrier family 25 member 22. Gene Ontology annotation, biological process: malate-aspartate shuttle; L-glutamate transmembrane transport; aspartate transmembrane transport. The coding region runs from base 230 to 1198 and encodes 322 amino acids. Gene Ontology annotation, molecular function: L-glutamate transmembrane transporter activity; L-aspartate transmembrane transporter activity. NCBI's taxonomy places the organism in Eukaryota, Metazoa, Chordata, Aves, Gruiformes, Gruidae. The transcript has 10 exons. The record is from RefSeq and is a predicted model, not a curated record.
CGGCGGCGGCGGUUUUUCCUGCGCCGAGCGCGGCCAGAGGGGGCAGAGCCGAGCCGCGCCGCGCCGAGGAGUUCUGCACCCCGCGCCUCACCGGCCUCCGGCCCCGGCGGGAACCCGCCGCCGCCCCGGACCGGAAGAAACUGAAGUGAAAAAGAAGUGAUUGAAAAAGAAAUUAAGAAACCAUUUGAAGGAACAAAUUCAUUUCUUAACAAGAUCAAGUUUGAAUUAAAUGGCUGAUAAACAGAUCAGUUUACCUGCCAAGCUGAUCAAUGGAGGGAUAGCUGGGCUGAUUGGGGUCACCUGUGUAUUUCCCAUUGACCUGGCAAAAACUCGCCUGCAGAACCAGCAGAAUGGCCAGCGGAUGUACACCAGCAUGUCUGACUGCCUCAUUAAAACAAUUCGGUCGGAAGGCUACUUUGGCAUGUAUAGAGGGGCUGCAGUGAACCUGACUCUAGUGACACCAGAAAAGGCUAUCAAGCUGGCAGCCAAUGACUUCUUCCGGCAUCACCUCUCCAAAGACGGGAAAAAGCUGACACUGCUGAGGGAGAUGCUGGCAGGCUGCGGCGCAGGUACCUGCCAGGUGAUUGUCACCACUCCAAUGGAGAUGCUCAAAAUCCAGCUGCAGGAUGCAGGGCGAAUUGCGGCACAGAAGAAGCUGAUGGCAGCGCAGGCCCAACUCUCCUCUUCCUCUGCGGCGGGGGCGGCAGAGCCAGCGGUGGAAACACGCACAACAGCAACACAGAUAACAAGGGAGCUGCUGCGGAGCAAAGGCAUUGCAGGACUCUACAAGGGCCUGGGAGCCACGCUGCUAAGGGAUGUCCCAUUCUCCAUUGUUUACUUCCCCCUGUUUGCAAACCUGAACAAGCUGGGCCAGAAAGACCCCAAUGUCAAGGCUCCGUUCUACGUGUCCUUCCUCUCCGGAUGUGUGGCUGGCAGUACGGCUGCGGUGGCUGUCAAUCCUUGUGAUGUGAUCAAAACACGGCUGCAGUCCUUGCAGAGAGGAGUGAACGAGGACACCUACUCAGGAAUCCUGGACUGCACCAAGAAGAUCUGGCAGAAGGAAGGGCCCAUGGCCUUCCUGAAAGGGGCCUACUGCCGAGCCCUGGUCAUUGCUCCUCUCUUCGGCAUCGCACAAGUCGUCUACUUCAUUGGCAUCGCGGAGUUCCUGCUGGACAUGCUCCCUAAGCACCGGGCCUAGCUCUGGUGCACGUGCGUGUGCCCUCCUGCCCUCUGCAGCGCUGAAUUAAUCCCUGUGUUUGUCAUCCGUGUCGAUUGAUGUCAGAGCAACAGCACAAAGGGUUCGCGCAGGGACGACGAGGGGAUGUGGUCUCCAGAUGAGCAAACGUGGGGAGGGAGAGAGUCCCUUUUCUGUCUCAGUCUGGAACCUGCCCCCUCCCACUCCUUCCACAGACAGUAUCUAAUUAUGCAUAUCUCUUUUCCUUUUUUUUUCUCCUUUCCUUUUUUUUUUGUUUUUAAAUUGUCAUUCUUAAGGACACUGGUAAGCACAGACUGGGCUUGCAAACCCAGAAGUCUCCUCCUAGCCUUGGGGAGGAAGAGGGAUGGGAAAGAAAGAACCUGAACCCUCGUCCACCCCAGUCCCCCUAUUUGUUCUUGGAGUUGCCACCUAUCUGAGGAGGAGCUAGAAGGGCAGCUGUGUCCCCUCAGCCCCUCCUUGGCUCCGCUGGCCCUGGGCCAAGAGCAGGCACCGCAUAAAGGGGGCUUCUCUCACUGCCAUCGGAGGCACAGCAGGGAAGAUGCUGGAUCUGGCAAGUUCCUUGGCCUGGAAACCUUCACCCCUCCCUUCUCCCUUUCUUGAAAACGAGUUGGACUUAGAUGAACUUCUUGGAGAUGAGAGGAAGGGAAAGGGGAUUGUUACUAUUGAUUUUCUAAUUAUUUUUUUAAAAAGCAAAGGGAUGUCCCUCCUAACUAGGUGUCACAGGCACAUCCAGGUGACGUGCAGAGAUUAGAUGUCUGCUCUGUAGGGAACAUGUAUGUUCACAUCAAUGUCCAAAGGUGCUUCACUGCUUGGCUACAGGCAGGGGAGGGAAAGGAACUUGGGAUCAAGUUUUUUUUGAUUGUUGGGGUUUUUUUUUGUUUCUUUUUUAAUGCAGGGCUUGUGGGGAGGGAAAAACAAACAAGAAACCACUUACAUUCCUUCAGCCUGCCCACACCCAGGGUGAUAAAGCAGUGACCGCAGGUGUAGAUUAGCUGAUUUAUUUUUUUUUUCCAGCCUGGCCCCAGGUGCAUGAAAGGAGGAGCUUGCUCCACUUCUGUGGUGCCCAACUUUGGGGAGCUGUGCUAGAAAUGCCAUGCCUGUGUGCUCACCUUGCAAGGUGAAAACACAAGGUCUGGUUGUGCUUUGAUGUUUGACUUGGGCAAGUUUGGAGCCAGCUGGUGUCGGAGAGGUGGAGGGUUCCCGCGCUUUGAGUGAGGAGCUGUUUGCCUGUACACCAUUACAGGGCCAAGUCCUCUGGAUCACAAAAACUCGUCAUCUGUCUUGCUUCUGGUGUGGUGAUCGUUGUUUGGUGGCAGGGGGCAAAUCCACACCUACAACCUGCUCUGUCAAAGGGACACUGCCCCAGCUAACCUCACUUGUCAGAGAACUUCCUCAUGCAGUACUCUCUUGGGCUGUGUAAUUAAUUCUAGUUUAAAUGAUCUUAAGUGUGAGAUCUACCAACCCAGUGUGAUCUCUUCCAUUAUUUAUUCCAUUUGGUGCAGUCCACUCGACUUUGGUGUUUAAAUUAAACUGGUCAAAUUCA